GAGCUCUUCCUCUUCAAACCCUCAUCUAUCGAACUCGUCUCAAGAAGAGAAUAGCCCUCCACAGUUAGUCCAAAAAAACUCAAAAUCGGUUGAUGCCAAUAGUAGCCGUUCUCGACCACGAGUCGAAGUGACCGGACAACCAGAAGCUCGUGAGACAGAUGCUCGUGCUGGGCCGAACAUCGAUGAGGAGAUUGAGGAGAUCGAAGGGGUCGAGGAGAUUGAGGAAGGCAAUGCCGAGGAAAACGUUACUGAAACAGGAGGUGCCGAAGACGAUCUUGAGGCAAUAAUUCAUGCUUCACCACCUCUUCUGAGACGAAAAGUCGUUCGCCCCCACAUCGUACCUUCUUCUUCCGUUUCUCCUGGCGCCGUUCGUGCCGUGCUUGAAGAAAACGGGCUUGAAGAUAAAGUUGUAUUUAUCAUCCCGGAAGCUGGAGAUCGGCCAUGAGACGUCCCCGAGGGCUUCCUCUGCAUCUAUCUGACGUAUUUUACGCAGUGCGGGCUCUCCUUCCCAAUUCCUUCUCGCUUGAUCGGCUACUGCAAUCGUCGCGGCGUUGCUCUCUCGCAAGUGAUGCCAGCUUCGAUAACGAACUACGUAGGGUUCAUAUCUCUUUGCGACGAGCUCGGCAGGGAUCCAACUAGUCGGCUUUUUGAAGAUCUCUUCUCGGUCAACAUCCACAAAUCGAAGGAGUGGUUCUUCGCUGCGAACGCCAAGCCGAAGAAGAAUAUUGUUACUGGACCGAAGCCCAGUAAAUUCAACGACUGGGAAUCUCUCUACUUUUAUCUAGAGAUGAACGAUCUCACCGUCAGCAACUCUGACAUCCCAACUCAAUCGGAGUGGAAGAUUCCGAUCGGUCGUCAUCUCCCGAGCCUUAUCCUCAACUCCGGACUCACCUCUGAGUUCGAAGAAGCCUUCAGUGAAGCUGGUAAGCAUUGUUGGCCUGAGGUUUGGGAAGAAAUCCUGCAGUGCCGAGCUAAGAAAACAGGUUCUGUUCGCGAACCAAAACCGCGGAAACCAAAAACUCGAGCUAGCAAGCCUCGAGCCGCUCCUAAACGCAAAGCACCGAAGUCGCGAACUCAACGCACCCAAACUGCCAGGAUGCUCUUAAUAGACGAGAUCCCAACUCUCUUCGACGAGGAGGAACCGGACGUGGCUGAUCCGACCCCAGUCCUUGCUACCGAACAGGCCAAUGUACAGCCGGAGGAGUUGCCACCUGCUACGAACUCAUCUGACCAGGUUGGUCAGAAGAAGACGAAGAAGAAGAAGUCUUCGAAGAAGAAGAAGUCUUCGAAGAAGACUAAGAAGACAGAGGAUUCUCCUCGGGUGCAAGAUGUACCCGCUGAGAUCGAUCCACCGGCGGCUGUGGCGUCGGACCUCGCUCUUUCUCAAGACCGAGCUGAAGCUUCGCACUCCCGCAAGAGACAAACCAGAGACCAUGUCGAGGGUUCUCCAGAGCACGGGCCGGCUAAGAGGGUCCGAGUUUGUUUUGACUACGAUGAGGAGACUCCUUUCGAGGAGAACGUAGAUGCCUGCGUCGAGCUUUAUCACAAGAUCUCCUCAGAGGUCCCAAGCCUUCCUUCGGUUCCCGAGCUCCGGUUUCCCAACAUGUACAAGGGAAUCGCUCACACGACUGCAGUGCUCGCCAGUCAGACCAAUAACUUGGUUGCUGCAUACGAAGUAGCCCUGUUCGAUGAGCAAGUAAGGGUCUCCGAGCUCGAGGAAAGGGUAGCCAAGGCGGAGGAGCGUCUCGCCACCGAGCUUCGAAUUAACGAGACUCUGCACUCUUCGGUGGAGCUAUUAAAACAGGAGAGCGCGGAGCUGAAGGCGGUGAAGGCCGAGCUGACUGAGGCUCAGAGCCUACUUUCCAGGGAGUUCGAGAAAGACAAAGGGCGGCUGCAGGACAUGGUGGCACAUUGGAGGGCUCGGGCUAGGAGCGUGCACGCAAAGGCUUGCGAGCGCCUAGAGAAGGUUAUCCGAAGCUUGGAUGACGCUGACCGAGCUCGUAAGCCGUACCUGGUCUACAACCAGCUCACUGGGGUCCUCGGUUUUAUCAAGCAGCUCAAGAGGAAAGGCUUGUACGAGGUUCCACCCGAGAUGGUGGCGGACAUUGAGGCGAAGCACACCAAGGCCCUGGAGGAGUUCCGUUCGGUCGACGCUUGCGUCCUUACCGAAGAGGAUAAACGGAUGUCUCCUUUUGCUGAGGAAGAAGAUGCGCCGGCUGUGAACGCGACUCAAAGCGCUCAGGAUCCGAUGAUUGGUGAGCAGUUCGGUUCUAACGAAGAGAUGCUGAAGGUCGAUCAAGCUGCCACCUCUAAGACUGCUUAGUUUUUCUCCUUUCUUCUUUUUAAUCGAACUCGACUAUCCUUGCAUGGGUUCUUUUGUAAUUUUUAUUUCUUUCUGGGCCCUUGGUGGGCUUCCUUUGAACUUGUUUGCCUUUCAGGAGGCUUUUAAAUAUAUGCUCGUUCUUCUUAUUUCUUGCCUUGAAAAUUUAGAAAAUAUAUGCUCGGCAUCUAACUCGAAUUUUAACUUCGUUUCGUCGGUAAUGAUUUGAGAUUAGUGCUCAAGUACUAGAUCGGUAUAUAAGAGAUGAUAUUUGAACGUGGUUUUCAUCUUUUGAUAGCGAAUUGCGAUAAUUCGGCUUACGUUUUGCGAGUGUUGUGAACUCGGCUUAUGGUGCGAAUAUGAGGAGUUCGGCUUAUUGUGCGAGCAUACGAGCUCGGCCUGGGGAACCCAAGUGAAUCAUUUCGUACUGGAAGAGUGAACUAGUUCGAACUCCUGUAAACGCACGAAACGAGUUCAAGGUUUUUCUAAGUCGAACCUAAGUAUGCGAGAUGUGCUCGGCUUAUUGUUCUUGGUGACUUAGAAAUUCAACUGCGGGACUGGGCCCGGCUUUUGAUAUGUGGCUUAACCACGACACCAUGUGGGUG
Molecule: messenger RNA, 2925 nt
Organism: Eutrema salsugineum
Lineage: Eukaryota; Viridiplantae; Streptophyta; Magnoliopsida; Brassicales; Brassicaceae
Product: meiosis-specific protein ASY2-like
Exons: 4
Coding region: 569-2323 (584 amino acids)
Source: RefSeq, a predicted model, not a curated record